Molecule: messenger RNA, 588 nt
Organism: Fusarium venenatum
Lineage: Eukaryota; Fungi; Ascomycota; Sordariomycetes; Hypocreales; Nectriaceae
Source: RefSeq, a predicted model, not a curated record
AUGAAAGAAAACCCAAAGCCCAAACAAACAUUAAUUUCUCCUCACAAACAACUGUCUCUCUUUGCGCUUGGACAUCAAAACAUGCCUUCAGACAGAAGCCUCUUCUUUUCGGACCAGUUUGGCAUCAGCUGCGGUACCGUAACAAUAGACGUGCCAAGAUCCAAACUUCUCCUUAUCUAUUACAGAAAGACGGGAGAAUACCUGCUUCCCAAAGGUCACAAAGACAUAGGCGAAAGCCUAGAGGAAACAGCCCUCCGAGAGACUUUUGAAGAAACCGGAAUCAAAGCCCAACUCCUCCCCGUUCGUAUCAAUUCCGUUGCUACCACACCCCAAGGAAGAGAUCGCCCGAGUCUAAUUACUGAACCUAUCGCCGUUUCGCAACGUAUGGCGAGAGAUGGCGUCCUAAAGAUCAUGUUUUGGUACGUCGCCAUAGCGGAUUCUACGAUUGCGCCGGAACAGGGCACGCAGCAGGAGGGUGAGGAUUUUGACCCUGUUUGGGUGAGCUUUGACGAUGUUGAGUCUACCGUGUCGUGGGAAGAUGAUCGGCGUAUUGUUUCGAAGGCCAUUGCUGCUGUUCAAGAGGGAUGA